GGACGCCUUGCCUUCCCCGGCCACCUGCGCGCUGCGCGCCGGAGCCUGAACGGCCGCCCAUGGCUGACCGCGCAGCCCGCGGAGUCCGCUCGACUCUGGGACCAUGAGGAGUCGGCAUGGGGAUACCUGGGCUGACUGCUUUCCUGCUAAUGUUGGGGUUUCUGGCUCCGGCUGUGCCUGCCCCCCUGCGGCCCCUCUGCGACCAAAGGGUCAUGGACAAAUACAUCCAGGACGCCAGCAAAGUCGAAAGUGAAAUUGCGGAGCUUUGCAAGGCGUCUUGCGAUCUGCCCGGCCACGUCACAGUGCUGGACACCCGGGUGAACUUCCCCGCGUGGAGCGCCAUGAAUAGGUCGAGCCAGGCUUCGGAAGUGUGGCGAGGCCAGGCCCUGCUCUCGGCGGCCGUCAGCCGCGUCAAAGGCCAGCAGCCGGCGACGCAGCCCUUCCGCCACCAGCUGGAGGUGAUCGAAAGCUACCUGCGAAGCAUCCGGGAGAUUCUGCGCGGCCACGGCGCCCAGGUGGCCGCGGCGGCGCAGGAGGAGAUCUCGGCCCGGACGCUGAGCGUGCAGACUGUGAACAAACUCUUCAGCAUUUACUCGAGCUUCCUCCGCGGAAAGGUGAAUUUGUUCAUUGCCGGGGCCUGCAAGGACAGCGGAAGGUGACGGCAGGGGGCUGCAGCGUCGCUCACCACUCUACCUGCUGGCCCUGCUGUGAAGAGGGCCUGAGUGCCCCAGCCGAGUGACAACUUGGAUGACUGGCAGGCCCACCUGCGCACGCUCACACGCCCUGUGGCAGGGAGACGGCCGGGCGCCAUUCCUGCCAUCACAGAUGCUCUGCGAAGGGAGGAUGCAGCGCCUCCCCGCAAGGGCCGGAAAGGUGGCUCCCACGAAGCGACCAGGCGUGGGGGGCGCCUGCUUGCUGGCUGGCCCUGCAGCGAGGCUGCCCAGGCAAGACAGGAGGCGGCCGACAGGACGGGCCGUGGCAGCGUGGGGCGCGGGGGGCCCCUUCAGCUGCCCUUCCGAGCCCCGAGGCAAAGCUUGGUCGGUGAGAGGGCGGGAAAGAGGCCGCCCCCCCAGGCCUGGCCAGGCAGGGCCGACUCGGUCCCCACUCGCGAGCCCCGCAAGGGCUGGGGGGGCUCUGGCCGGCCCGUGGCUUCCUCCGAGCGGGGCGCCUUUUGGCCUCGUAGGGUAGGAAAGAGGCAGAAGCACGGAAUGAGGGGAGGUCUGUAGGAAAUAAAGAAAAGAAACUGAGAGAGGAUCUUGGGGGGGGGGGUUGGGGGGAGGGAAGGAACAGUUUGCACGUGUUGGAUCCAGCCCUUUCCAGGGCUCAGAGGAUCUUGGCCGUCGGACAUGGGUGACCACCAGGGGCUGGUGUCCGGGAGUGACCCGUUCGUUUCCCAAGACCGAGGAAGCUGCGUGAGCGGCGGGUUUGCACGGGGGGUGGGGAGAGAGAUCGUGGGAAGUUGACGCGAGGCUCGCGGCUAUAUUGUUGUGCUAUGGGUGUCGAAGGCAAACAUGGAAAGGGGCUUCUUCCUGGGCGUGCUUACUUAUGAGUAAGCUGCCCCAAAUUAAGUGGGUCUGCUUCUGAGUAAGCUUACUUAGGUCUUGACGCGUUGGUGAGAGUGGGGCCGGGCAGCUGGGGUGCCGAGGCUGCCAUCUGGCCAUCGCGGGCCUGGGCCACGGAGACCCGCAGAAGGGUGGCCGGGCCGGCCAGCGGGCAGGGGGAGCGUUGCCCACCCUCCUGGACCGAGCCCAGGGAGCAGGGAGCCUCGCAGGCGGGUUGGUGGUCGUCAGUCUCUCGGCCACGUUUGCUGUCCGGGGCGUUCCAGGUGGGGAGAAAGGAGCUUAAAGAUGGCUUAAUCUUUCUUCACUUCUUCACAUACACUGAAUUGUAUAUAUGUGCAUUUUGUUCUGAGGGAUUUCAUGAGAUUUUAUAUUUGAUACUAAGUUAAACAUGUACAGUUUUCUGUGUAUUUAUCUUCUUACCUUCAGAGAGCAGCUGGGUUGUAAACUGGUCCAGGGCAGGGGAUGGUCAUGGUGGACAGAUGUUUGCGAUUUGCUUCUAUCUUUAUUAAACGAGGUUGUGCUUCCCAGAAAAGUCAA
Molecule: messenger RNA, 2099 nt
Organism: Varanus komodoensis (Komodo dragon)
Lineage: Eukaryota; Metazoa; Chordata; Lepidosauria; Squamata; Varanidae
Gene: EPO
Product: erythropoietin
Exons: 5
Coding region: 117-659 (180 amino acids)
Cellular component (GO): extracellular region
Molecular function (GO): erythropoietin receptor binding; hormone activity; cytokine activity
Source: RefSeq, a predicted model, not a curated record